CGUAAGGGAAAAAAAAACAAGAUAAAAAGUUGUCGAAGAUAAGGCAUCGCCCGCCCCAUCCGCUCCCCUUGUCCCAAUCAGCCUCGAACAUCUCCGCCCAUGGAGGCCUCCCUCCGCUCCUUCCCCUCCUCCAAGCCGCCGACCCUCCGCCCCCUAACCCUAACCAAAUCUCGAGGCCUCUCCUUUAACGUCCCCAACCCCUCCUCCCGGCGCCUGCCGCGCAUUGCAACGAUCCGCGCCGCCAUCAGCCGGACCAAGAAGGAGGAGACGGUGGCGACGGUCAAGAAACAGCUCGAGAACUGCUACCUCGUCGCUGGGAUCCGCUACAAGGGCUUCACGGUGAAGCAGUUCCAGGACCUCCGCGACACCCUGCCGGACUCCGUCACGCUGCUGGUCGCCAAGAACACGCUGGUCGGCAAGGCCGUCGAGGGCACGCCGUGGGAGGCGCUGAAGCCCUGCAUGAAGGGAAUGAACGCCUGGCUCUUCGUGCACACCGAGGAGAUCCCUCAGGUCCUCAAGCCCUACCGCAGCUUCCAGAGGGCGCGCAAGCUCGACGACAACGACUUCGCGGGCGCAGUGUUCGAGGGGAAGUUUUACGGACCCGACGAGUUCAAGUCGCUCGAGACAAUGCCCAGCCGAGCCGAGAUCUAUGCGAAGCUUCUUGGUUCGCUGCAGAGCCCUGCGAUCUCGCUCGUCAGCACUCUGCAAGCCCCGGCCAGGGACGUCGUGCUCGUCCUCAAGGCUUAUGUCAAGAAGCUGGAGGAAGGGAGUGGCGCUGCCGCACAAUAGCCUUUGUCUCCGUAGUUUUCCCGGCGAUGACCUGUUUAAAUGUAUGAAGUAAGCGCACCAAGGAGAAAUGUUUUUUUCUUUUUUUUGUGGAUGGAAAUUGCACUACCAGUCGGCAUCAGAGCCACUUCAUAAGGAGCUGAUUGAACUGCGAGCUAAUUACAGAACAAAGGAGGGCAGGCACAAAUUUAUAUUGGGAACUAAGAUCGUCUGAGCACCUCUACCAUAAAGAAAAAAGCAUCUGAGUGUUGAGUUUGCCAUUCAAUUGUAUGCUAAAGAUGUCAUAUUCAUAGCAUAUUUAGUGCACUACUACAAGACUAUACGGCUUUCAAUUUCAAAACAAACACUUGAUCAAUCCUUAUCAACCUAA
Messenger RNA from Phoenix dactylifera (date palm), 1156 nucleotides. Its product is annotated as large ribosomal subunit protein uL10c. The record is from RefSeq and is a predicted model, not a curated record. Lineage: Eukaryota; Viridiplantae; Streptophyta; Magnoliopsida; Arecales; Arecaceae.